AUUCAGAGGUGACAAGGCAUACUAUUAUACAUAACAUACCUGCGAUUCGCAUGGCAUAGAAUCGUUUCCAAGGUAACAACACUAUACGACAGUACUCUACGUCAUAUGGAUUACUACAAUGAAGGUUGUAGCAACAGAUUAUUUCUUCAUUCAUCUUAUAUGAAAUGAAGUUUAGUGAGAAACAUUGGACUCUACAAUAGUGAAAAAGUUUUUCCUCUAAUUGUUGUUCAAGUCAAUGGAGGAAGAUGGUGGUAAAAGAAUGAGAGGUAGAACUCGUGGUAGAGCACGUGGCAGAGCACGAGGUCGUGCUAGAGGUAGAUCUAAGAAACAAGUAAAGGUUAUUGAAAGUGACGAAGAAGAGACUCCUCAGCAAACGGAGGAAACUCCGACAGAAGCAGUUGGAGUUGAAUUGGAAGAACAUGAAGUUCCACCAACGCAACAGCCACCUUUGGAGCAGCAAUUUGAUUUGGAGGCUGAUAUAUCACAGUUGGAAGCUCCAACAUUUACAACUAUUAAUAGAGGACCUCCUGAACCGAUGCUCCGUCUAAGAUGGGACCACAGAGUUAAUCUCAUUGGAGAGAAAGUGUUAAACCCCAUGAUACAUUGUUGCGAUAAGUGUUUGAAACCAAUUCUUAUUUAUGGGCGUAUGAUACCUUGCAAACAUGUAUUUUGCUUAUCUUGUGCCAAGAGAGAAGACAAAGUUUGUCCUCGUUGUAUGGAGAAAGUCUCAAGAGUAGAGCAAACUGGUUUAGGUACUGUGUUCAUGUGUACACAUGGAGGAACUAGGUAUGGAAAUGCUGGAUGCAGACGAACAUAUCUUAGUCAAAGAGAUUUACAGGCUCAUAUAAAUCAUCGACAUAUAUCAGCCCCACCGCAACAGGUUCAGGGAAUGCAAGUUGAUCCUCCUCAAUAUGUGCAUUCUAAGUCAGAUAUAGAGUUAACAAAAGUUUCGUCGGUUGCUAUACAAAAUACUCGCAUAAAAUCCGUGCAAUCACACAUGGUACAGCCAAUAAUGGGAAAUGAUCCUAGAGUGAAUUCAAUGGUAAAUCAGGCAUCGGUAGAACACAGGCCACAGCAUAGACCACAGGCAUUGAUAUCAAUGCAGAAUUAUUCCCAAAGUUCUGGACCUCCGCCACCAAGUAACGCUCCGUUAAGAACAAAUCUGAUAACCGUACCCAUACAAGAUACAGCCAUAACAACGCACGAUAUGCAUACGCAACAAAGUCAUCAUUAUUAUCCUCCUCCACCUCCACAAGUUAAUUAUGGAGGAUAUAAUGUACCACCUCCAGUUUCACAGACACAACAGUACUAUCAGCAGCCUCAGCACCCUGCUCAAGUAUCUUAUGUGCCACCGCCAACACCACAACAGCAACAGUAUGUAUCUUCAACGCCAACUUCGAUAAGGCCAUCUCCAUCGGGAUACAUACAAGAUCCAUCAUAUGGUCCACCACCUCAACAACAAGCUCCACCACCUCAGAGUCAAUGGUCACAGCACCAACAACAAUUUUAUAGAUAAGUGAAAUACCUCUACUCUGACGAACUUGUAUACAUUGUGAUCAAACUGUUGUGGACGAUAUGCAGCAAGCAAAAAUGGUUAUAGGUACCAUUUCUAUAAAUGAGCUGCUCACUAUUAGGAAAAAAUAAUUAUAAAAUAUUUUAUACUUUUCAAGGACUAUAUAUGCAGCAUUAAAUCGCUAAACUUAUACAAUACUACAGCAAUAAAGUUGUUUUAAUUCUA
Molecule: messenger RNA, 1738 nt
Organism: Hylaeus anthracinus
Lineage: Eukaryota; Metazoa; Arthropoda; Insecta; Hymenoptera; Colletidae
Gene: Hakai
Product: E3 ubiquitin-protein ligase Hakai
Exons: 5
Coding region: 236-1516 (426 amino acids)
Biological process (GO): regulation of cell adhesion; protein ubiquitination
Molecular function (GO): ubiquitin protein ligase activity
Source: RefSeq, a predicted model, not a curated record